Messenger RNA from Acipenser ruthenus (sterlet), 7897 nucleotides. Its product is annotated as mucin-2-like. NCBI's taxonomy places the organism in Eukaryota, Metazoa, Chordata, Actinopteri, Acipenseriformes, Acipenseridae. The coding region runs from base 90 to 7757 and encodes 2555 amino acids. The transcript has 5 exons. The record is from RefSeq and is a predicted model, not a curated record.
AGAAUGGUUUAUAAGACAAAGGGAAAGCUAGGAGGUUCAUUCUUUCUCUGAUCUGAGAGCCGCAGAGAGAGAGAGGGAGAGAGAGGAAGAUGAAGAUGAAGAUGAAGAUGAAGAUGGGUUCUGCAACACUGACGCUGCUCGCUAUCGUCUUCAGCUCAGCAUGGACGGCUUCUGCAGGUUAUAAGGUGCCUCCUCCAGUCCUGACCAAGCCUCCUCCAGUCCUGACCAAGCCUCCUCCAGUCCUGACCAAGCCUCCUCCAGUCCUGACCAAGCCUCCUCCAGUCCUGACCAAGCCUCCUCCAUCCCUGACCAAGCCUCCUCCAGUCCUGACCAAGCCUCCUCCAGUCCUGACCAAGCCUCCUCCAUCCCUGACCAAGCCUCCUCCAGUCCUGACCAAGCCUCCUCCAGUCCUGACCAAGCCUCCUCCAGUCCUGACCAAGCCUCCUCCAGUCCUGACCAAGCCUCCUCCAUCCCUGACCAAGCCUCCUCCAUCCCUGACCAAGCCUCCUCCAUCCCUGACCAAGCCUCCUCCAGUCCUGACCAAGCCUCCUCCAGUCCUGACCAAGCCUCCUCCAGUCCUGACCAAGCCUCCUCCAUCCCUGACCAAGCCUCCUCCAGUCCUGACCAAGCCUCCUCCAGUCCUGACCAAGCCUCCUCCAUCCCUGACCAAGCCUCCUCCAGUCCUGACCAAGCCUCCUCCAGUCCUGACCAAGCCUCCUCCAUCCCUGACCAAGCCUCCUCCAGUCCUGACCAAGCCUCCUCCAGUCCUGACCAAGCCUCCUCCAUCCCUGACCAAGCCUCCUCCAUCCCUGACCAAGCCUCCUCCAGUCCUGACCAAGCCUCCUCCAGUCCUGACCAAGCCUCCUCCAGUCCUGACCAAGCCUCCUCCAUCCCUGACCAAGCCUCCUCCUUGUGUAACCUUCACAACUCCAGAUCUACGAACAACCAAGCAUCCAUGCAUCACAAGCCAAUGCAAGCCUCACCCUCCGUGUGAGCAGCUGGACUCACGCACAGUCAUCACGAAAGAUGCGUCAGGAUGCUGCGAUUUACAAGAGUGUGUCUGCCCACCCUGCCCAGAUGAACCUAAAUGUGAUGAAGGAAUCAAACCAACUAUUACAAUGACCCACACACAGUGCUGUCCACAAUAUACAUGCCAAUCAUAUCCGCGACCACCUGUCAACCGACCUCCAAUCAGAACCACGUCCAACAGAGACACAGAGCCCCCUUCCGAUAGAAACACAGAGCCCCCUUCUGACAGAGACACAGAGCCCCAUUCUGACAGAGACACAGAGCCCCAUUCUGACAGAGACACAGAGCCCCAUUCUGACAGAAACACAGAGCCCCAUUCCGACAGAAACACAGAGCCCCAUUCUGACAGAGACACAGAGCCCUCUUCUGACAGAAACACAGAGCCCCCUUCUGACAGAGACACAGAGCCCCAUUCUGACAGAGACACAGAGCCCCAUUCUGACAGAGACACAGAGCCCCAUUCUGACAGAAACACAGAGCCCCAUUCCGACAGAAACACAGAGCCCCAUUCUGACAGAGACACAGAGCCCUCUUCUGACAGAAACACAGAGCCCCAUUCUGACAGAGACACAGAGCCCCAUUCUGACAGAGACACAGAGCCCCCUUCCGACAGAAACACAGAGCCCCCUUUUGACAGAGACACAGAGCCCCAUUCUGACAGAGACACAGAGCCCCAUUCUGACAGAAACACAGAGCCCCCUUCCGACAGAAACACAGAGCCCCAUUCUGACAGAAACACAGAGCCCCAUUCUGACAGAGACACAGAGCCCCCUUCCGACAGAAACACAGAGCCCCCUUCUGACAGAAACACAGAGCCCCCUUCCGACAGAAACACAGAGCCCCCUUCUGACAGAAACACAGAGCCCCCUUCUGACAGAAACACAGAGCCCCCUUCCGACAGAAACACAGAGCCCCCUUCCGACAGAAACACAGAGCCCCCUUCUGACAGAAACACAGAGCCCCCUUCCGACAGAAACACAGAGCCCCCUUCUGACAGAAACACAGAGCCCCCUUCCGACAGAAACACAGAGCCCCCUUCUGACAGAAACACAGAGCCCCCUUCUGACAGAAACACAGAGCCCCCUUCUGACAGAAACACAGAGCCCCCUUCUGACAAAAACACAGAGCCCCCUUCUGACAGAAACACAGAGCCCCCUUCUGACAGAAACACAGAGCCCCCUUCUGACAGAAACACAGAGCCCCCUUCCGACAGAAACACAGAGCCCCCUUCCGACAGAAACACAGAGCCCCCUUCCGACAGAAACACAGAGCCCCCUUCCGACAGAAACACAGAGCCCCCUUCCGACAGAAACACAGAGCCCCCUUCCGACAGAAACACAGAGCCCCCUUCUGACAGAAACACAGAGCCCCCUUCUGACAGAAACACAGAGCCCCCUUCCGACAGAAACACAGAGCCCCCUUCCGACAGAAACACAGAGCCCCCUUCUGACAGAAACACAGAGCCCCCUUCCGACAGAAACACAGAGCCCCCUUCCGACAGAAACACAGAGCCCCCUUCUGACAGAAACACAGAGCCCCAUUCUGACAGAGACACAGAGCCCCAUUCUGACAGAGACACAGAGCCCCCUUCCGACAGAAACACAGAGCCCCCUUUUGACAGAGACACAGAGCCCCAUUCUGACAGAGACACAGAGCCCCAUUCUGACAGAAACACAGAGCCCCCUUCCGACAGAAACACAGAGCCCCAUUCUGACAGAAACACAGAGCCCCAUUCUGACAGAGACACAGAGCCCCCUUCCGACAGAAACACAGAGCCCCCUUCUGACAGAAACACAGAGCCCCCUUCCGACAGAAACACAGAGCCCCCUUCUGACAGAAACACAGAGCCCCCUUCUGACAGAAACACAGAGCCCCCUUCUGACAGAAACACAGAGCCCCCUUCCGACAGAAACACAGAGCCCCCUUCCGACAGAAACACAGAGCCCCCUUCUGACAGAAACACAGAGCCCCCUUCCGACAGAAACACAGAGCCCCCUUCUGACAGAAACACAGAGCCCCCUUCCGACAGAAACACAGAGCCCCCUUCUGACAGAAACACAGAGCCCCCUUCUGACAGAAACACAGAGCCCCCUUCUGACAGAAACACAGAGCCCCCUUCUGACAAAAACACAGAGCCCCCUUCUGACAGAAACACAGAGCCCCCUUCUGACAGAAACACAGAGCCCCCUUCCGACAGAAACACAGAGCCCCCUUCCGACAGAAACACAGAGCCCCCUUCCGACAGAAACACAGAGCCCCCUUCCGACAGAAACACAGAGCCCCCUUCCGACAGAAACACAGAGCCCCCUUCCGACAGAAACACAGAGCCCCCUUCCGACAGAAACACAGAGCCCCCUUCUGACAGAAACACAGAGCCCCCUUCUGACAGAAACACAGAGCCCCCUUCCGACAGAAACACAGAGCCCCCUUCCGACAGAAACACAGAGCCCCCUUCUGACAGAAACACAGAGCCCCCUUCCGACAGAAACACAGAGCCCCCUUCCGACAGAAACACAGAGCCCCCUUCUGACAGAAACACAGAGCCCCCUUCCGACAGAAACACAGAGCCCCCUUCCGACAGAAACACAGAGCCCCCUUCUGACAGAAACACAGAGCCCCCUUCCGACAGAAACACAGAGCCCCCUUCUGACAGAAACACAGAGCCCCCUUCUGACAGAAACACAGAGCCCCCUUCCGACAGAAACACAGAGCCCCCUUCUGACAGAAACACAGAGCCCCCUUCCGACAGAAACACAGAGCCCCCUUCUGACAGAAACACAGAGCCCCCUUCCGACAGAAACACAGAGCCCCCUUCUGACAGAAACACAGAGCCCCCUUCUGACAGAAACACAGAGCCCCCUUCUGACAGAAACACAGAGCCCCCUUCUGACAGAAACACAGAGCCCCCUUCUGAUAGAAACACAGAGCCCCCUUCUGACAGAAACACAGAGCCCCCUUCCGACAGAAACACAGAGCCCCCUUCCGACAGAAACACAGAGCCCUCUUCCGACAGAAACACAGAGCCCCCUUCUGACAGAAACACAGAGCCCCCUUCUGACAAAAACACAGAGCCCCCUUCUGACAGAAACACAGAGCCCCCUUCUGACAGAAACACAGAGCCCCCUUCUGACAGAAACACAGAGCCCCCUUCUGACAGAAACACAGAGCCCCCUUCUGACAGAAACACAGAGCCCCCUUCCGACAGAAACACAGAGCCCCCUUCUGACAGAAACACAGAGCCCCCUUCUGACAGAAACACAGAGCCCCCUUCUGACAGAAACACAGAGCCCCCUUCCGACAGAAACACAGAGACCCCUUCUGACAGAAACACAGAGCCCCCUUCCGACAGAAACACAGAGCCCCCUUCCGACAGAAACACAGAGCCCCCUUCUGACAAAAACACAGAGCCCCCUUCUGAUAGAAACACAGAGCCCCCUUCCGACAGAAACACAGAGCCCCCUUCUGACAGAAACACAGAGCCCCCUUCUGACAAAAACACAGAGCCCCCUUCUGAUAGAAACACAGAGCCCCCUUCUGACAGAAACACAGAGCCCCCUUCUGACAGAAACACAGAGCCCCCUUCUGACAGAAACACAGAGCCCCCUUCUGACAGAAACACAGAGCCCCCUUCUGACAAAAACACAGAGCCCCCUUCUGAUAGAAACACAGAGCCCCCUUCCGACAGAAACACAGAGCCCCCUUCUGACAGAAACACAGAGCCCCCUUCUGACAAAAACACAGAGCCCCCUUCUGAUAGAAACACAGAGCCCCCUUCUGACAGAAACACAGAGCCCCCUUCUGACAGAAACACAGAGCCCCCUUCUGACAGAAACACAGAGCCCCCUUCUGACAGAAACACAGAGCCCCCUUCCGACAGAAACACAGAGCCCCCUUCUGACAGAAACACAGAGCCCCCUUCUGACAGAAACACAGAGCCCCCUUCUGACAAAAACACAGAGCCCCCUUCUGAUAGAAACACAGAGCCCCCUUCUGACAGAAACACAGAGCCCCCUUCUGACAGAAACACAGAGCCCCCUUCCGACAGAAACACAGAGCCCCCUUCCGACAGAAACACAGAGCCCCCUUCUGACAGAAACACAGAGCCCCCUUCCGACAGAAACACAGAGCCCCCUUCCGACAGAAACACAGAGCCCUCUUCCGACAGAAACACAGAGCCCCCUUCUGACAGAAACACAGAGCCCCCUUCUGACAAAAACACAGAGCCCCCUUCUGAUAGAAACACAGAGCCCCCUUCUGACAGAAACACAGAGCCCCCUUCUGACAGAAACACAGAGCCCCCUUCUGACAGAAACACAGAGCCCCCUUCUGACAGAAACACAGAGCCCCCUUCCGACAGAAACACAGAGCCCCCUUCUGACAGAAACACAGAGCCCCCUUCUGACAGAAACACAGAGCCCCCUUCUGACAGAAACACAGAGCCCCCUUCCGACAGAAACACAGAGCCCCCUUCUGACAGAAACACAGAGCCCCCUUCCGACAGAAACACAGAGCCCCCUUCCGACAGAAACACAGAGCCCCCUUCUGACAAAAACACAGAGCCCCCUUCUGACAGAAACACAGAGCCCCCUUCCGACAGAAACACAGAGCCCCCUUCUGACAGAAACACAGAGCCCCCUUCUGACAAAAACACAGAGCCCCCUUCUGAUAGAAACACAGAGCCCCCUUCUGACAGAAACACAGAGCCCCCUUCUGACAGAAACACAGAGCCCCCUUCUGACAGAAACACAGAGCCCCCUUCUGACAGAAACACAGAGCCCCCUUCUGAUAGAAACACAGAGCCCCAUUCUGACAGAAACACAGAGCCCCCUUCCGACAGAAACACAGAGCCCCCUUCCGACAGAAACACAGAGCCCCCUUCCGACAGAAACACAGAGCCCCCUUCCGACAGAAACACAGAGCCCCCUUCUGACAGAAACACAGAGCCCCCUUCUGACAGAAACACAGAGCCCCCUUCCGACAGAAACACAGAGCCCCCUUCUGACAGAAACACAGAGCCCCCUUCCGACAGAAACACAGAGCCCCCUUCUGACAGAAACACAGAGCCCCCUUCUGACAGAAACACAGAGCCCCCUUCUGACAGAAACACAGAGCCCCCUUCUGACAGAAACACAGAGCCCCCUUCUGACAAAAACACAGAGCCCCCUUCUGAUAGAAACACAGAGCCCCCUUCCGACAGAAACACAGAGCCCCCUUCUGACAGAAACACAGAGCCCCCUUCUGACAAAAACACAGAGCCCCCUUCUGAUAGAAACACAGAGCCCCCUUCUGACAGAAACACAGAGCCCCCUUCUGACAGAAACACAGAGCCCCCUUCUGACAGAAACACAGAGCCCCCUUCUGACAGAAACACAGAGCCCCCUUCCGACAGAAACACAGAGCCCCCUUCUGACAGAAACACAGAGCCCCCUUCUGACAAAAACACAGAGCCCCCUUCUGAUAGAAACACAGAGCCCCCUUCUGACAGAAACACAGAGCCCCCUUCUGACAGAAACACAGAGCCCCCUUCCGACAGAAACACAGAGCCCCCUUCCGACAGAAACACAGAGCCCCCUUCUGACAGAAACACAGAGCCCCCUUCUGACAGAAACACAGAGCUCCCUUCUGACAGAAACACAGAGCCCCCUUCCGACAGAAACACAGAGCCCCCUUCUGACAGAAACACAGAGCCCCCUUCCGACAGAAACACAGAACCCCCUUCCGACAGAAACACAGAGCCCCCUUCUGACAGAAACACAGAGCCCCCUUCCGACAGAAACACAGAGCCCCCUUCUGACAGAAACACAGAGCCCCCUUCCGACAGAAACACAGAACCCCCUUCCGACAGAAACACAGAGCCCCCUUCCGACAGAAACACAGAGCCCCCUUCUGACAGAAACACAGAGCCCCCUUCUGACAGAAACACAGAGCCCCCUUCCGACAGAAACACAGAGCCCCCUUCCGACAGAAACACAGAGCCCCCUUCCGAUAGAAACACAGAGCCCCCUUCUGACAGAAACACAGAGCCCCCUUCAGACAGAAACACAGAGCCCCCUUCCGACAGAAACACAGAGCCCCCUUCCGACAGAAACACAGAGCCCCCUUCCGACAGAAACACAGAGCCCCCUUCUGACAGAAACACAGAGCCCCCUUCCGACAGAAACACAGAGCCCCCUUCUGACAGAAACACAGAACCCCCUUCUGACAGAAACACAGAGCCCCCUUCUGACAGAAACACAGAGCCCCCUUCUGACAGAAACACAGAGCCCCCUUCUGACAGAAACACAGAGCCCCCUUCUGACAAAAACACAGAGCCCCCUUCUGACAAAAACACAGAGCCCCCUUCCGACAGAAACACAGAGCCCCCUUCUGACAGAAACACAGAGCCCCCUUCUGACAGAAACACAGAGCCCCCUUCUGACAGAAACACAGAGCCCCCUUUCGACAGAAACACAGAGCCCCCUUCAUACAGAAACACAGAGCCCCCUUCUGACAGAAACACAGAGCCCCCUUCUGACAGAAACACAGAGCCCCCUUCUGAUAGAGUCACAGCCCCCACUUCUGACAGAAUCACAGCCCCCACUACUGACAGAAUCACAGCCCCCACUUCUGACAGAAUCACAUCCCCCACUUCAAAAGGAACCACAGCCCCCACUUCUAACAGAGUCACAGCCCCCACUUCUGAUAGAAUCACAGCCCCCACUACUGAUGGAAUCACAGCCCCCUUCUGACAGAGUCACAGCCCCCACUUCUGAUAGAAUCACAGCCCCCACUUCUGAUAGAGUCACAGCCCCCACUUCUGAUAGAAUCACAGCCCCCACCUCUGACAGAGUCACAGCCCCCACUUCUGACAGAGUCACAGCCCCCACUU